AUGGUGCAUGAACAAGACUCUAAUGAGGACAUACCAUGUUUUGUAGACACUGACAUCAAUUCAUUCAGAAUUGAAGAAUUCCCAAGAGAAGAAAAGGAACAACCUGCACCAUUGGAUAAGGAGGUACAAAAAUCAUCAGAUGAUGAAAACCCUUGGACAAUGUAUUUUGACGGAGAUCGUUCAAAGGAAGGCUCGAGUGCAGGUGUAUUGUUUAUCUCACCCCAUGGAAGAACUUUCAAGUUUUCUUUUACUCUGUCCUUUGCAUGCACAAAUAAUGUGGCAGAGUAUGAAGUAUUACUUUUGGGAUUGAGACUAGCAAAAAAGCAUGGGAUAAAGAAUCUCAAAUUUAUUGGAGAUUCAGAAUUGGUCAUAUCCUAG
Messenger RNA from Cryptomeria japonica (Japanese cedar), 378 nucleotides. RefSeq lists its product as uncharacterized. The transcript has a single exon. Gene Ontology annotation, molecular function: nucleic acid binding; RNA-DNA hybrid ribonuclease activity. The coding region runs from base 1 to 378 and encodes 125 amino acids. Lineage: Eukaryota; Viridiplantae; Streptophyta; Pinopsida; Cupressales; Cupressaceae. The record is from RefSeq and is a predicted model, not a curated record.